CAGGAAAUAAACACUAAACGUAGCAGCAGCCAUGGUCAGGUGGUGAAACUGAAAGUAGAGUUUACUAACAGCAGUUGCUCAAUCUGUUUGUAAGACCAGAUGGAUGACGCUUGGUGCACAGCUCUGAAGGCUUGAGUUACAAGAAUAACUCCUGUCAAAAUAUUACAUUCAAGGAUGGCAGUAACUCCGGAGCAAAUAGAGUUUGAGAAAAGUGUGCGAAGACUAAGGGAAAAGCUUCAUGGGAAAGUAAUUUCAGUCAAUGAAGCACACAACCUCAUGUCACGCUAUGACAACGAUUAUGACUGGGUGGCUAGAACAAUCAUCGUAGUGAGUGAGAACAAUCCAGAUAACUCAGAAGAGGACCAAGACAAUAGUGGAAAUGAUGGAGCUGUGCAGGAUGAUGCCAGUGGCUCUAUAGAUGAGGAGGAAGAGAAUGAUGAGGAUGAAGACGAGGAAGGGAAUGAACAGAGCAGUAAUGAAGGUGACCAAGCUGAAGAAAAUGAACACGAGGAUGUGGAGGAGGAAGAAGAAGAAGAAGAAGCACAUGGAAACAUUGAACUGAGUGAGGAAGAUGAAGAUGAUGAUGAUGCAAUUAAGGGCAUAGCAGAACGAUUCAGACAACUGCCCCUGACAGCAGAGAACCUGCGUCUGCACAAUGAAGCCAAGCGACAUCAGAUUCCAUGCAGACCAAGGCUGUUUGCUUGUCCAGAAUGUAAACGGUCAUGGUGGAGGAAAGUGCCAAUUCGGAAAGAGGUGUCCAGAUGUCGGAUGUGUAAAAUCAGAUAUGAUCCCGUUCCCAUCGAUUUAAUGUGGGGAUAUGCGAGGUUUACUUGCAAUAACUGUAACAAUACAUUCAGAGCAUAUGGCCAGAUGGGCUUGCCAGCAUCGUGCUUUGGCUGUCGGUCUCAGGUAGUUCCAACUGAAAUCAUUCCCCCACGGUCUAGAGCUGCAGAUGACAGGUACCAGCAACCAAGAAUGGUGGCAAUGCGACAACAGCAAAGGAGGAUGGUAAUGCAACCUCAGAGAGAUCACGGCUGUUUUGCUGAGGACUGCUACAACCGUAGAGAGCCACAUAUCGUUGGACUCCAUUGCAUUCAUCCCAUGACCCGAAGAAUACGAGGUCUUGAUGUAGCCCUGACCUACAGCAGAGAACAUGAGAGCAGCAAUUCAACAAUAGCUACCUGCAUCAGUCAGGAUGACCUUCUUGAAGAUGAAGAUGACAUCAUUCAGGAAGACCUGGAAAGGAUUGUAGAAGAAGAUUAAGAGAAAUGGAGGGACUCAGACCACAUGCUUGUGAACAUUCUAUCCCAACAUUAUUUAUCUUCAGCUACAAUAAAAGAAAAAAAAUAAAUAAAUAAUAAAAUAUAAAAAAUACAGAAAAUGAAAUAAUGGAGGAGGAAUGCUUUAUAGCUCCACUUAGCAGAGUAUAUUUUUGCAAACAUAUUUAGCAUUUAUACAGAACACACCAGCUGGUUGGGAUGGGGAAGACAGGCUGAAAGCCUGAUAUCUAAUUCUAGGAGACAAACAUAAACUACUUGUGGUGACCUAAGACAACUUUCUGUUGAAUUGUUUAAAGCCGCAGUACCCAAUAUCCCACUGGGGUUACACUUCAUAAUCUCGAAUUACUGAAAUCUCGAAUUUCAGUAACCCAAGACCAUGAAGCCAUAAACCAGAAUGCCGAAAGUGCAUAAGAGCGAAUUUGAAUAUCUCAAAUCUGCGCUUAUGCAUUUCCGGUACGUCGCAUGUAGUGUUAUGGUGCCUGAGAUUGCAGGUGAGUGAGUGUUUGUGUAUGUUUUUGUACAUCGUAUGUGUGGGUAAAGGUAGGGAGGUGUAAGUGUGAGUGCUGGAUUUGUUGGUAUUUGUGUAUGUGUGAUGUGUAUUUGUGUGCGAGUGAG
Protopterus annectens (West African lungfish) is the source of this 1895-nucleotide messenger RNA. Its product is annotated as shiftless antiviral inhibitor of ribosomal frameshifting protein homolog. The record is from RefSeq and is a predicted model, not a curated record. NCBI's taxonomy places the organism in Eukaryota, Metazoa, Chordata, Ceratodontiformes, Protopteridae. Bases 175 to 1263 code for a protein of 362 amino acids. Gene Ontology annotation, biological process: viral translational frameshifting; innate immune response. Gene Ontology annotation, molecular function: sequence-specific mRNA binding; ribosome binding. The transcript is spliced from 10 exons.